ACACUUUGUAAAGUGUCAAUUCGAGCGCUCGCAUCAGCCUGAAUUGAAUAUUCCACCCAAAGAGAAUGAUGGGACACAGAUCUGCAGAAAGCACUCACUAUUUUCUGGUAGUUUUAGUGGUUCUCAGUGCAUCAAUGUCGUUGUCACUCGGGCUUUCUGUCGCCGACUGUCGACUCCCUGAAUGUAAAGGCGUGACAAGUGAAAUGCCGAAGGGAUUUUCACGCGAUGAAAUUCCACAAAUAGUUUUGGUUACUUUUGACGACGGCUUCACUGAAAAAAAUAUUAAAUAUUAUCGAGAAUUGUCAAAGUCUGAAUUAAAAAACCCUAACGGAUGUCCUAUCAGCUUCACAUUUUUUAUUUCUGGUGAAAAUAAUUAUACUUUUUCAAAAGAAAUGUACAACGAUGGACAUGAAAUGGCCAGUCACACCAUGUCCCAUGCAUUUCCAGUCGCUUCUUGGAGUAAUAAGACUUAUGAUGAAUACCGAGACGAAAUAAACGGAAUAAAAAAUAACCUUGUUAAAAAAUCUGGCAUUCCUGAAAGUGACAUUAAAGGUUUUCGUUCACCUUUUCUUCAAAUGGGAGGUGACAUUCAAUUUCAGGUCCUGAAAGAUUUGGGGUAUGUUUGGGAUUCUUCGAUAGUUAUGGGUACAGACAACGAUCAGGGCAGAGAACAGUACUGGCCAUUCACACUAGAUACUCCUUUAAAGAGUAAGCUUGAACAAGAAAAGCCCGGCGUUUCAGGCAAGGCUUGUAUGAAUGAGAAAUGCCCAACAAAGUCCUAUCCUGGCCUUUGGGAAAUACCCGUAAAUCGUUGGUAUGACAACAAUAAAAAACCUUGUUCUCUCUACGAUGGUUGUGAUCAACCAAACAACAAAAAAAAAUAUGUCAAGUUUUUGAAGGAAGCGUUAUACAAGAAUUAUUAUACAACUCGUGCUCCAGCUGGUCUGUUUCUUCAUGUGAAUUGGGUUCUUACUGAACCGUAUAAGUUUGAAGUCUUGAAACAAUUUCUAGAAGAAAUUACUGAAAUAGAAAAUGUUUGGAUAUUGAGCAUAUCAAAGGCUUUGGAAUGGAUAAAGAAUCCGCAGAAAAUGAAAAAUAAUUCAAACUUCGACGCUUGGAAGUGUUUCAUCGAAAUGGGCUUUCAAGGUUUUUACCAGAGACGCCAACACACAUUUUGGCUGUCAUUAAUUUUGCUCCAUGUUUUAUUUAUUAUUCCAUCAUAUUCUCAGGAAAGCUGUACAGAAACCGGUGACUAUAAGUGCCAUGAAACAGACGAUUCCAAAUUCUAUCAUUGUACAGGACCUAAACACGGUAUAUUGAAAAAUUGUGGUAAAGGACUAGCAUUCAAUCCAAGCCUUAAAGUCUGUGUCUGGCCAGGCGUUGACCAUUGCAAAUCACAGAGAGAUCAGUCAAAAACCACCAAUGAUGUUGGAGCUACUGCCAAACCACCUACAAAGUCAACCACUACUUCUAAACCAUCAACUCAUCCUCAAACUACUUCUAAACCAUCAACUCAUCCUCAAACUACAAAGAAACCAUCAACUCAUCCUCAAACUACCAAGAAACCAUCAACUCAUCCUCAAACUACCAAGAAACCCCAACUCACUGGUCCCUGUCGUCCAGAAUAUUGCAAGUUACCGAAUUGUAAAUGUCCUGGUCCUGAAAUUCCAGGCUCACUGUCAACGUAUGCAACUCCGCAGAUAAUUCUAUUGACAUUUGACGACGGAGUUGAUGAGGUUAAUAUGGCUUAUUACAGACGAUUGUUUAAUUCUGGCAUAACCAAUCCAAACGGCUGUCCUAUCAAAUCAACAUUUUUUGUUUCCGGCGAUUAUACUAAUUAUAACAGCGUGAAAGAAUUAUAUAACAAUGGACAUGAGAUAGCAUCUCAUAGUAUAACGCAUAAACUUCCCGUUAGUUACUGGUUGAAUGCCAGUCGUGUGGUUUAUACCAAUGAAAUAGUUGGUAUGAAACAAGAACUUUGUAUAAGGGCAAAUAUUGCCGAAAACGAUAUUCGAGGAAUGCGCUCACCGUUUCUUGCAUUGGGAAAAGAUGCUCAGUUCGAAACUUUGGCCGAAUAUGGAUUUUCUUAUGACAGUUCGAUGGUAACAGGAUUGGUUACUUCUACUGCAGAGGUACCGACAUGGCCCUUUACACUUGAUUACCCAGUUAACAAAAAAUAUUGCACACUUAAAUUCUGUCCAGAGAAAUCAUAUCCAGGAUUAUGGGAAGUCCCACUUACGCGUUGGUACAAUAGCAGAGGAAGUCCUUGUUCAAUGCCUGAUGCAUGCAGAGUUUCUAAAAAGCCAAUGGAAGUUCUACAAUUCUUGAGAGAAAAUUUUAAUCGCCAUUACAAAAAAAAUAAGGCGCCUUUCGGUAUAUUUUUGCAUUCACCAUGGCUUAUGAACAAUUUAAACCCAUUGAAGAAAUUUCUGAAAGAAGUUACUCGCAAUAAAGAUGUAUGGAUUGUGACUGUGUCUCAAGCUUUGCAAUGGAUUCAGAAUCCAGUUCCCAUUGAACAAUAUCUCUCAAUUCAAAAGUUGGAAAUGUACAUAAACAUGUGAAAAAAAAAA
Molecule: messenger RNA, 2570 nt
Organism: Octopus sinensis (East Asian common octopus)
Lineage: Eukaryota; Metazoa; Mollusca; Cephalopoda; Octopoda; Octopodidae
Exons: 6
Coding region: 66-2561 (831 amino acids)
Biological process (GO): carbohydrate metabolic process
Cellular component (GO): extracellular region
Molecular function (GO): hydrolase activity, acting on carbon-nitrogen (but not peptide) bonds; chitin binding
Source: RefSeq, a predicted model, not a curated record